Molecule: messenger RNA, 1287 nt
Organism: Neoarthrinium moseri
Lineage: Eukaryota; Fungi; Ascomycota; Sordariomycetes; Amphisphaeriales; Apiosporaceae
Exons: 4
Coding region: 1-1287 (428 amino acids)
Biological process (GO): tricarboxylic acid cycle
Cellular component (GO): oxoglutarate dehydrogenase complex
Molecular function (GO): dihydrolipoyllysine-residue succinyltransferase activity
Source: RefSeq, a predicted model, not a curated record
AUGCUGUCCAGAAGGAGUCUACUCACUGCCGCCCGCAUGGCACAGCUGCGCCGACCGCUGCAGCCCAUGCGCGGCGUGCCCCUGCCCGCCCUCAUGAACCAGGUCCGCACCUACGCCGACACCGUCGUCAAAGUCCCGCAGAUGGCCGAGUCCAUCUCCGAGGGCACCUUGAAGCAGUGGAACAAGCAGGUGGGCGACUACGUCGAGCAGGACGAGGAGAUCGCCACCAUUGAGACCGACAAGAUCGACGUCGCCGUCAACGCCCCCGAGGCUGGUACCCUGAAGGAGCUCCUCGCCAACGAGGAGGACACCGUUACCGUCGGCCAGGAGAUUGCCAAGAUCGAGGCCGGCGGCGCGCCUGCCGAGGCCCCCAAGUCCGAGUCCAAGGAGGCCCCGAAGGAGGAGUCUGCUUCCACCGAGGCCAAGCCCGCCGAGCCCAAGGAGGAGAACAAGCCGGAGCCCAAGCAAGAGUCGAAACCAGAGCCCAAGCAGGAGUCGAAACCUGCCCCGGCGCCCAAGAAGGACACUCCCCAGAAGCAGCCCUCCCAGCCCGCCAAGGAUGCCGGUCCCGUCUUGGGCAGCCGUGAGGAGCGCCGUGUCAAGAUGAACCGCAUGCGUCUGCGAAUCGCCGAGCGCCUCAAGCAGUCCCAGAACACCGCCGCCUCCCUCACCACCUUCAACGAGGUCGACAUGUCCUCCCUGAUGGAGUUCCGCAAGCUCUACAAGGAUGAGGUCCUCAAGAAGACCGGCGUCAAGCUCGGCUUCAUGAGCGCCUUCUCCCGCGCCUGUGUCCUGGCCAUGCGCGACAUCCCUGCCGUCAACGCCUCCAUCGAGGGCGAGAACGGUGGUGACACCAUCGUCUACCGCGACUACGUCGACAUCAGCGUCGCCGUCGCCACCGAGAAGGGCCUGGUGACACCUGUUGUCCGCAACGUCGAGACCAUGGACAUGGUGACGAUUGAGAAGUCCAUUGCCGAUCUGGGCAAGAAGGCCCGUGACGGCAAACUGACCAUUGAGGAUAUGGCUGGCGGUAGUUUCACCAUCAGCAACGGAGGUGUCUUCGGUUCCCUCAUGGGAACCCCGAUCAUCAACCUGCCCCAGAGCGCCGUGCUUGGCCUCCACGCCAUCAAGGACAAGCCCGUCGCCGUCAACGGCAAGAUCGAGAUCCGCCCCAUGAUGUACCUCGCCCUGACCUACGACCACCGCCUGCUCGACGGCAGGGAGGCUGUCCAGUUCUUGGUCAAGGUCAAGGAGUACAUUGAGGAUCCCAGACGUAUGCUCUUGUAA